GUGCUAAAGCGCUUUACCUGUUGCUCUGUUGUGUAAUUGUUUCUUAUAACCUGUUGCUCUUGGAGCAAUGGGAAUGUCAAAAUAAGUUUUUGACUCAUAUUUAUUGUCCUUUAAAGAAUUUCCUAUAGUUCAUUUUAAAUUCAUUUUAAAGUACAAGGUGUUUUUAUUUUUGAAAUUAAGUUUUUUUUUUAAUAAAAAUAAGUCAAAAUGAUUAAUGACAAACUAGGAGCCUUGAAAGCUGCUUUGAAUGAAAGUUAUGAAGCCAACAAUGAAAUUACAAUCAACAUGGAUUCUACUGAGCCAUUUCUUUCAGAAUUCUUCAUGGAGGUGGAAUCAAUAGCACAGAACCUUGACAAAAUUGUUGCUACUGUCGAAGAAGUAAAAAAGAAACAUAGUUUUAUACUGUCAGCACCGUCUACGGAUGAAAAAGUAAAACAAGAAUUAGAAAGCCUGAUGGCUGAAAUCAAAACAUUAUCUAACUCAGUAAGAAAAAAGCUCAAAAUAAUGGGACAAAAUAUUGAACAAGAACAGAUAAAUAAUGCCUCUGCUGCUGAACUGCGAAUUAAACAAACUCAGCAUUCAACUUUAUCUAGAAGAUUUGUAGAUGCCAUGACUGAGUAUAGCCAUAUUCAGACAGAAUACCGAGAGCGCUGUAAAGAUCGAAUAAAACGUCAACUUGAAAUAACUGGACACACAAAGACUGAUGCUGAAAUUGAAGAAAUGUUAGAGAGUGGAAAUCCAACAAUCUUUACUGAAGGGAUUGUGAUUGAAACUCAGAAGGCUAAACAAACACUGGCUGAUAUUGAAGCCCGUCAUGCAGAUAUUGUGAAGCUGGAAAAGAGUAUCAGAGAACUACAUGAUAUGUUUUUGGAUAUGGCUGUAUUAGUCGAAAAUCAGGGAGAACUGAUUGAUAGAAUUGAAUACCAUGUCCAGAAUGCUGCUGAUUAUGUUGAUAAAGCUGCUACUGAUGUCAAUCGUGCGACACGAUACCAAAGCAAAGCACGGAAAGUAAAAAAUUAUCAUCAUAAUCAUCAUUUUGAUUGUUGUGCUGGCUAUACUUGGACUGAUUAUAGGAUUAACUGUGGGAUGAAGAAGGAAAACAAAAGUUUAAAUUAUAAGUUUGAUACUGUGAAACACUGUUGGUGUUCAGUAUUAAACUUAUCUUGAGAUGAACUGCAGAAUAUGAGCAUUUAGAAAAUAACUACGUUAUGAUGUAAAAUUAAAUAUAUCCUUUCCUUGGAAGAAAAACUUACAGAAUAAUUAUUUUAGUUCAUUGUGUCAGUAAUCGUUUGGUGUACAAAAAUAACUUCACUGCAAUAAAUCUAGCAUGUAAAUGCACCAAAUGUGUUUUACUAAUAUUACACAUGUAUUUAAAUGUAUACUUUCAGUUUUUAAAACUAAUUUUUCUAAAAAAAUUGAAUUCUUUUUUUUAAAUAUGAAGCAUUUUAUUUUUUAUCAGUUUUCUGGUGCCAUUUACAGUUUUUGUUUUUGUCCAGUAAAAUUUCUAUUAUUCAAGUUUGAACUUCAAUCAAAACAUAUAGUGCCAUUCAAAAGUCCCCAAAUUCUCAUUGUAAAUAUAUCUUUAACAAUGUAAAAAAUUGGUAAGUAUUGCUGUGUGGGAUAUAGCAAGACAAAAAACAAAUAUGUUGAGUGGGACAUCUGAAGGAAGGACUGUUAAUUGCUCCAUAAGUCUCAUGUAUGAGCUGAAGUUUGUUGCGUGAGAAUGCUAAAAGCUGAAAGAUCUGUAGAUUAUCAUCUUUAAACAGUCAUGCAUGAUAUCUGAACUAAUGCUUUGAAAAAAAGUGGCGAGAAGCAUAUGGCUUCAUGUCGAUUAGUGUGUAAAGAACAUUUCAUUUCUAUCAUCUUCUGAAGAAGAACUUUUUGUUCAUUCUUUAUUCUAAUUGAGAAAUCUUAUGAGUUACACCUGAAAUAAAAUAAAUAGAUGUGUGACCUUUUUUGAUUAGAGUUUGGGAAUUUUUAAUCGCACUGUAUUACAUUAUUUUUUAUACAUUUCUUUUAGACAGGAUUUUAUUAAUCAUUUUAAAGAUACAUAAUGCAUUUUUGAUGUUUUACUUAAUUCAUUUUCAUAAUUUAUUUGUGUAUUAAUGCAUAAAUUAAGCAUUUUGGGAUAAGUUUCAUAGUUAUAAGUUAUGAAUAUUUAUUCAAAUAUGAAUAUAAAUUAAUAUGAUAGGUUCCUCAUAAUCCAGAAAAAUGGCUUACUUUAAUUUAGAAGAAGCAUGUUAAUACAUAAUAGUUAAAGUCAGCAAAAUUUAAUUUCAUGUAAUAUGAACUUCAAAAGCUCAUACUGAAGAGCUAGUCAAGAGCUUAAAUAAUAAAUGAAUAGUAAAAAAGUAAAUUCCAAAUUUAAAAUACAAAAUGUGAUUUUGGUUUGGUAUUAACUUCAAAUAAGUAAUACUGACAUAAUAAUAGUUCAAUUAAGACUACAAUUUUUUUAUUUAAUAUUUUUUUCCGGUAGCCUAGUAAAAUUAUCUUAUACUUCUGUGUAUAAGCCCAGAAUUUUUGGAACUUUUUCUGAAUCUAAAUUACAGUGAUCAGGUUACAUGCAGAUUUGCUUAUCUUGUAAAAAAUGUAGGUGCUUUUCCAUUAACUGGUACAAGCGAUAAAUUGCCAGAUAUAUCACUUUUUAAUUCCUUUAGUUUAAGAAAAAAAUUAAUUUUAAAUGAAAAAGAGUUUUUUUGUUUUAUGAAAAUGAAUUGUGUUAGUCUCAAAACUGUUUAUGUUGCUGAUUUUUUUUAUCCACUUAUUUUUUAUUUACGUGAAAUGUCAAGCAGUUGUACUGUUAGAAUUUUCACAAAUGUGAUAACAUAGUUCCAAAUUUGUCAUAUAAAAAUUUCUGUUUUUGCUCAUAUUUCAUAUUAUAAAAAUAAAAUGGCACAGAAUAAGACUAGUGCAGGUACCAUUGACCAUAUACAAGACAACAGAUGAAUAGAAAAUAUGUUGUAAGUUCAGAUAGAUUACUAGAGUUAAAACUAUUGUUGUUCUCAUCUGGCAUUUUAGUUUGCAGUGAUUUGAUUGGAAAAAAGUCCACCCACUUAACCCAAUUGCCCUCAUGGCAACAUGCUGGAUCAUUGCAGGAAUAUUUUUUUCUUUCUAUAUUGGCUUAUAUACAGGUUUUCAAUUUUGGGUAAAUUUUUGAAUUAAAAAUACUUUCUCAACUUAUACACGGAUCGGCUUAAACUUGGACAUAUAUGGUAAUAGCAAAAAUUACUGUAUCUGAAAGUAUUGCCUAAUUUUUUUUUAUUACAUUAAAUUCCAAAGUCUUUAAAUUUGUUCUCAUCUUUUAUAUUAAAAGUCAUAUCUUUAAAUGAAUUUGAAGCCUUAGGUAAAGAAACUCUUUUUAAUAAUAUAGUGUUUUGUGUGAUGAAUGUAACAGAAUUAAUUUACUUCUCGUAUUUUCCAUUGUAAUUUAUGAAUUACAAAUAUAAUAUUUUAUGAACCUUUAAAACUUUUAUUUAUAAUAUAUUUCUGAAAUAAUAUUAAAUAUCAUUACAUAAUAAAGCAAUUGAUGCUGGUUGAUGUACAUUGCACAAAAAAUGUGGUUGGGGGACAGUUCUAUAGCUCGCGUUCUACUGGGCCAAUUGCUGAAAUUCAACUUGUGUUUUUCAUGUCUCAAAAGCGCUACUUAGGAUAUGCAUUAUAUAUAUAUAUAUCAUU
Molecule: messenger RNA, 3675 nt
Organism: Stegodyphus dumicola
Lineage: Eukaryota; Metazoa; Arthropoda; Arachnida; Araneae; Eresidae
Product: syntaxin-like
Biological process (GO): exocytosis; intracellular protein transport; vesicle fusion
Cellular component (GO): plasma membrane; endomembrane system; SNARE complex
Molecular function (GO): SNAP receptor activity; SNARE binding
Source: RefSeq, a predicted model, not a curated record